Molecule: messenger RNA, 1224 nt
Organism: Cicer arietinum (chickpea)
Lineage: Eukaryota; Viridiplantae; Streptophyta; Magnoliopsida; Fabales; Fabaceae
Product: E3 ubiquitin-protein ligase RMA1H1
Biological process (GO): ubiquitin-dependent protein catabolic process
Cellular component (GO): endoplasmic reticulum
Molecular function (GO): ubiquitin protein ligase activity
Source: RefSeq, a predicted model, not a curated record
UCUCUCAAUCACUUACUGCUAAAAGCUUUAAUUUCCCUCAACAGGAUUAUUGCCUAGUGGAGGGGGAUAACAUGCAAAGAUGAAAUUCACACUGAUUGUCUUUUGUAGUGUUUAGGAUUUAUAAGAAAACUUGAUUUCUUGAUCUGAAUACAAUUUUAUAGUUUUAAGAUUCAGGCACUGACCGGUUAAAGAACACACUAUAAGGCAAAAGAAAAAUGGCCCUAAAUCAGUAUUUUGAGGAGGGUGUUCCUCAAAGAAAUUCCUUGGAAGAUAAAUCAUCUCAGGAAAUGUGGAAAUGUGGCAGUGCUGAAGCUAUUUCAGGUUCUAGUGGCUUUGACUGCAACAUAUGCUUAGAUUGUGUGCAAGAUCCAGUGGUUACUCUUUGUGGUCAUCUCUACUGCUGGCCCUGCAUUUACAAAUGGCUUAAUUUCCAUGGCGAAAACAAAGAGAAGCAGAAGAAUAAGCCACAAUGUCCAGUAUGCAAAUCAGAUAUUUCACAGUCAUCCAUUGUUCCGCUCUAUGGCCGAGGCCUAACCACACCACCAUCCAAAGACCAUGCUCACCAAAUAGGGAAUGUCACACCACCAAGACCCCUUGCUCCUUCUUGGAUGACUAACUUACCGAGAUCGCUUGAAGCAGCAAAUGUUUCACAACAUACUUCUCAGGUUUAUCAUCCUCAUUAUCUUAACCAUUCUCAACAAUACACUUCACCAAUGCUUGACACAAGUGGUUCACUUACCAAUGCAUUGAAUACAACUUAUGGCGUCUUUGGUGAAAUGAUUUAUGCAAGGAUCUUUGGAAACCAAGUAACAAACAUAUAUACAUACCCGAAUUCAUACAAUCUUUCAGGGAUCAGUAAUCCAAGGAUCAGAAGGCAUUUGAUGCGAGCUGAUAAGUCGCUCAGUAGAAUCUGUUUCUUCCUCCUCUGUUGCACAGUUUUGUGUCUUCUCUUGUUCUGAUUGCUAUUUCAUGUUUUUGUGCAAUACAUUCCUGUAUAGAAUACAAGCGGUACCCGGGUUUAGUUAGAUGUAUCAUAUAUCAGAGAUGUGGCAUAUUUGUUGCUGAGAACAGGUGUUAUUAGUAUAAUUACCUGUCUCUAUGAGUUAUUUGAAUAAGUUUGCAUCUGUUUUAUUUUGGCUUUCAGCUUGUUAUAAACUAAACUGUAUUUAUAUUUCCGGAAGGAAAAAAUAAUAGAUGUUUGCAUUAGUUUGCAGUUGUGAUUCA